AUGGGUCAAACCAACUCACGUAUCGACUCAAAUUCAACUUCAAUACCCUCAUCUGGGGGCUGUCCAGUUCCUCAUGCAGCCUCUCCAUCCCCUCCAGACCUUGCUCAGCCUGCAAAAUGCCCUGUUGAUCACACGCCACCUCAAAAGGCUGCUCAGUGUCCCGUAGACCAUGAUGCAGUCAACCCACUGAAUCAGAUGCCUACUCUGUCUCAAAUGCCCUCACAAAUGCAAGGCAUACACCUUCCUACAGACCGAACAGAAUCCUCUAUUCCUAGGGAUAGCAGUUCGAAAUGGGAGUAUCCAUCACCACAACAGUUCUACAAUGCUCUUGUUCGAAAGGGAUGGGAAACUCCCGAAGAGCAUGUCGUUACAAUGGUAGAGAUACACAAUUUCCUCAAUGAGGAAGCUUGGGAGGAGGUGAGGAAGUGGGAGCGAAGACAUAAUUGUGAUGAAGGUCUACAACUCACACGUUUUAAAGGCCGUCCAGGCGAGAUUUCGCCCAAAGCACGGUUUUGGAUGUUCGCUGGAUGGCUUCUACCAUCUCGAUUCAAUUCUGAACCACCCUUCGACAGACAUGAUUGGAUAGUCCGUCGGCCAACCACUGGUGAAGAAGUCCGCUAUGUUAUAGAUUACUACUCUGCUCCACCCGAACCUGAUGGCUCGCCGGUCUUUUCCUUGGAUGUUCGACCAGCCAUCGAUAGCUUCGGAAGCCUUGCAGAUCGCAUAGCUGUGGCGACAGAAAAAGUAUGGGCGAACAUACGCGAUAACGACAAAAAUCCUCCUGGACCAAGCAAACUCUAA
Psilocybe cubensis is the source of this 801-nucleotide messenger RNA. RefSeq lists its product as uncharacterized. The transcript has 3 exons. Gene Ontology annotation, biological process: cytochrome c-heme linkage. Gene Ontology annotation, cellular component: mitochondrion. Bases 1 to 801 code for a protein of 266 amino acids. NCBI's taxonomy places the organism in Eukaryota, Fungi, Basidiomycota, Agaricomycetes, Agaricales, Agrocybaceae. The record is from RefSeq and is a predicted model, not a curated record. Gene Ontology annotation, molecular function: holocytochrome-c synthase activity.